UAAUAAAUAAUAUAUUUUAUACCUUUAUUUUAAAAGAAUUAUUCUUUAAAAAAGUAAGUAAAGCCUUUAUCUUUAAUAAUAAAACUAAAAGAGGAAAAAGAGAUUAUUAA
Fusarium pseudograminearum CS3096 is the source of this 110-nucleotide messenger RNA. RefSeq lists its product as uncharacterized. Lineage: Eukaryota; Fungi; Ascomycota; Sordariomycetes; Hypocreales; Nectriaceae. The transcript has 5 exons. The annotation marks the transcript as partial. The record is from RefSeq and is a predicted model, not a curated record.